UAUGCCUCAGCUAAUUAAAAGUGUUGACUAAGUUGCAUCAGCAUGAAUGUAAAUAAAGUAGUGUUUGGUAGUUUACAUAUUAAGUUUAAAUGCUUUUUACUGCUUCCAGUGUGGGAGGAAGGCUUGUCUCUUUCAGCUUCUUUUCCAUAUAGGAAAACAAUGAGGAGUUUGUUCAGCCUCUGCAGUGCAGAAGAAAUACAUUUAGGCAUUCUUUGCAUAACUGUGGGGAAGAAGGGGUUGCUAGCUUUCUCAUUGUUAAGCUCGUUUCUUAAUCACAUAAUAGAAGUUAACUGUGAAAACACUCUGUGAAAAAUACCUAGUGGAACUACAAAGAAAUAGUCUGUGCUGUACUGUGUUCCCAUACCAGAUGCUUUUGAGUUUAAUUUUGUUGAAGACAUAUAUACAGUAUUGUUUCAAGCUGUUGCACCAUGGCAAAUGACCAGUAGCAACUGAGUGACUGAUACUUUGUACAUAGCCACAGUUUCAGUGGCUGUCCUUCUUAAGAAGUGACUUUAUAACAUGCAAGACACUGAUGCCAGGGGGAGCUCCCCUGCUUUCCUCCGGCCUCAGAACGGGAGCAGUCACAGGUCUUCUGGGUACAUCCCGGGGAGAAUUGCCCCUCUCCGUCCCCCGCCACCUUCGCAGAGCCAUGCUGCAGCUGAAUUUACCUCUGCGAGACAAGAAGCCCGGACAAGACUCCCAUCCUUACCAGUGGAUCAGCACCGCCGCCAGGCAGAAGCCAACAGGCACAAAAAUACUCUCAUUUGCUUUGCCAUUUCUAGCCUUUCACUUUUUGUUGCACUGGGGAUUUUUUUGGGAAUAGCCUCAAAAUAUGCUCCAGAUGAGAAUUGUCCCGAUCAGAAUCCUCGUCUUAAAAACUGGAGCCCUGGAAAAGAUCCUGAAAAGAGAGUUUUUAUCAAAAAAGGGGAUUUGUUUCGUCUGAACUCAGACGCUACAGUACACUCUAUAGUUAUACAGGAUGGAGGGUUACUUGUUUUUGGUGAUGAUAAAGAAGGUUCUAAAAAUAUUACCUUGAGAACUCGAUUUAUCCUGAUAAAGGAUGGUGGAAUGCUUCAUGUUGGAGCAGAGAAAUGCCGCUAUAAAUCCAAAGCAACUAUUAUUUUGUAUGGAAAGUCAAACGAAGGUGCUGAUAUGCCAGAAUUUGGCAAAAAAUUUAUUGGCGUGGGCCCUGAAGGAACGCUGGAGUUGCAUGGGCACCAGAAGUUAUCAUGGACUCUUCUGUCAAAGACUAUGUAUUUCUCAGGGCUGGCCUAUGGUCAUUAUACAUUUAAAAAGAAUUUUUCCCGAGGACUAAAUGUGAGAGUGAUCGAUCAGGACACAGCAGAGAUUUUGGAAGUGCUGAAGUUUGAUACACAUGAAUUUUCAGAAGAAAGCUUGAAGCUCCAGAACUUACUGAAAAAUGGAAGUCCUGGUCGCAUUGUUGCUAUUGCUGUAGGAGAUUCAGCUGCUAAAAAUCUACUGGAGGAAACCAGAGUGACUAUUCAAAAUCUUCUGGGAAGUAAGUUUGUCAGAGGAUUGAGUUACAGGCAAGCCUGGGCUUUCGUUGGUGUCAUAGGUGGUGGAAAUUGUUCCUGUAACGAAUCAGUGAGAAACUAUGAAAAUCACAGCACUGGUGGGAAAGCUCUUGCUCAGAAAGAGUUUUUCACAUUGGAUGGUCAGAAGUUUGUUGUGAGAGCUUACAGUGAAUGGAAUGAUGGUGUCCCAAUUUCAGGCUUCCAGGUAGAAGCAGUAGGUGGAGUCAUACUGAAUCUUCUGGACGAUGUUAGUAGUUGGGAGCCUGGAGACCGGAUUGUGGUCGCAAGCACAGACUAUUCAAUGUAUCAGACAGAGGAAUUCACCCUACUUCCCUGCCCAGAGUGUACCAAGCAUCAGGUCAAAGUCAGAGAAAAUCCUCAGUUUCCUCAUGUAGGAGAAGUUAUUGAUGGAGUGGACAUGAGGGCAGAAGUUGGAGUUCUUACGAGGAACAUCUUAAUCAAGGGGGAGACAGAAAAUACCUGCUAUCGUGAAAAGGAGUGUCAGUUCUUCAAUUAUGAUACAUUUGGUGGACAUAUCAAGAUUUUGAAGAAUUUUACAUCUGUUCAUCUCUCCUAUGUGGAAUUGAAGCAAAUGGGCCAGCAGCAGAUUGGAAGUUACCCUGUUCACUUUCACCUUUGUGGGGAUGUGGAUGAAAAAGGAGGUUAUAGUUUUAAGACUUACCUGGAAGGGCUUUCCAUUCAUCACUGUUUUUCCAGAUGUGUGACUGUUCAUGCAACUAAUGGCUUGCUGAUAAAGGACACCAUUGGCUAUGACACACUAGGUCACUGUUUCUUCACAGAAGAUGGCAUCGAGCAGAGGAAUACUUUGUUCCACAACCUUGGGCUAGUUACGAAACCAGGCACUCUUCUUCCUACAGAUAGAAACAGCAGCAUGUGUAUUGGUAUUAGGGAUAAAGUGUAUGGAAGUUAUGUCCCAGUGCCAGCAACAGACUGCAUGGCAGUUUCGACAUUCUGGAUUUCUCAUCCCAACAAUCAUCUUAUAAAUAAUGCAGCAGCAGGUUCACAGGAUGCUGGAAUAUGGUAUUUGUUCCACAGGGUUGCUACAGGAGAUUCUCAUAGUUUAGCCAUUGAAACCAAGUCAGAGCUUACACCCCUAGGAAUCUUCUAUAAUAACAGGGUUCAUUCUAAUUUUAAGGCUGGUUUGUUCAUUGAUAAGGGUGUUAAAACAACUAAUGCUAGCGUUGAUGAUCCCAGAGAAUAUCUUUGUUUGGACAACAAUGCAAGGUUUCGACCUCAUCAAGAUGCAGACCCUGAAAAGGCCCGAGUUGCUGCCCUGAUUGACAGAUUAAUCUCUUUCAAAAACAAUGAUCAUGGGGCCUGGGUCAGGGGAGGGGAUAUCCUCAUUCAAAACUCUGGGUUUGCAGACAAUGGAAUAGGUUUGACAUUUGCUAGUGAUGGGAGCUUCCCAAAUGAUGAAGGUGCCAGCCAGGAAGUAUCUGAGUCGCUGUUCAUAGGUGAGAGCAAGAAUUAUGGGUUUCCAGGUGGCCAAAAUAAAUAUGCGGGAACUGGAGGAAUAGACAGCAAGGCGCGUACUCUGCCUAGAAAUCGGACAUUUCCAAUCAGAGGCUUUCAAAUUUAUGAUGGACCAAUUCACCUUACCAAGUGCACCUUCAAAAACUUUGUGCCAACUCCAGACAGAUUUACCAGUGCAGUUGGAUUCUUGAUGAAAAAUCCAUGGCAGAUGACACCAAAAAACAACAUUUCUCUUGUGAAGUUUGGUCCAAAUGUUUCUUUGAAGGCCUUCUUUGGAAAACCUGGUCCCUGGUUUGAUGAAGGGGAUCUGGAUGGUGACAAGAACUCAAUAUUCCAUGAUCUGGAUGGUUCAGUAACUGACUACAAGGAUACCUACGUGGGCAGAAUGGAUAAUUACUUGAUUCAACACCCCAAAUGCAUUAAUGUUACAGAAUGGAGUGGAGUGGUUUGCAGUGGGACCUAUGCGCAGGUUUAUGUCCAAACCUGGAAUGGACAGAAUCUUUCCAUGACUAUUGUACGAGAUGAGUACCCAGCCAAUGCCAUGGUUCUUCGAGGUAUUAAUCAGAGAGCUGUCUUUCAACAAUACCAGCCGGUAGUGAUGCUCCAAAAGGGCUACACAAUACAUUGGAAUGGAAAAGCUCCAAAUGUCACCUACCUUUAUCUCAUUAACUUCAACAAGAAUGACUGGAUUCGUGUUGGUCUUUGUUAUCAACCGAAUACAGAUUUUGCUAUAGUACUGGAAACCUUUCAAAGGCGGUCAUCUGCUCUGUCCAGCAAGGUAGAGCGCUACGUGCCUGUAUCUUCAAUGAUGGAGCUCGAAAAGAAUCGAUCAGACAAGAAGUUCUACUUCGACAACAGUACCGGAUUACUGUUUUUAUUUCUUCAAGCCAAAUAUAAUAGGGAUGGUCACAGUUACUGCUCAUCUCAGGGAUGUGAAAGGAUCAAGAUUGUGACCAAAGAUUCAGCAAAAGGCAUCAGUAACUGCAUGGCAAAAGCUUACCCAAAGUACUACCAAGGACCAACCGUCAUAAAGCAGAUGCCAGUAAAAACUACUGUACCAUGUACAAAAUGCGGCACAACUCAGAUGGUAUUCACCAGCGAUCCUCACAAAAACUACCUCCUUGUGCAGAUUAAUUCAACUGGUGAAAAAGAGUUAAGCAGAGGUCAGCAAGCAUUUAUUUCUGUCAAUGGCACUACGUUUUCCUUCAAGGAUAAUGGUAUACUUAUUGUUGUAGUUGAUGCCUGCAUCGGCACAGUGUCGGGAAGCAGAUCAUUUUCUGGAGUAGACAUUAAGCAUGUAGAUGGGUAUUUAACAUCUGGAAUUCCACAAAGGUCUAUUGUUCUACUGAGCACAAGAGGUGAUGUAGCAAUUCCUAAUAAUUUAUCAGAAGCCUUAAUGUCCCUGGGGACAGCCAAACCACCUUAUCUUCAGAGCAACGGAAGCCUGGCCUUUCUGGGCUUCAGAGGAAACUUUAAGCCAUCCUGGAUUAAGCUGUUUACUGGUCCUGCUGGGCAUGGGCUUGUUCAGAUAGAAAAGUAUAUCCCUUUACAACUGGAAGAGUAUGGCUGUGCCAGAGCAAUCAAAAGCCGACGGAAAGACCUCGAGCUUCUGAAGAAGGCUACACAAUCUCAUUAAAGACUAAGAUGUACAUAAAAGCUGGGGCAAAAAAAAUGUGAACUAACUUAUUUUUUAAUUUAUGGCAUUUUAAACUAUAUUGUUAUCCAAGUAAAUCAUGUUAUUGUCUGACAGAUGUUUGCCAGCAUUGACUGCUUGAAUGCCAAUCUGUGCACCUUCUAGUUGUACAAAAUAUUAAAGAAUUUAUUAGUAUUUGUAUAAACAGGUUUCAGAGAUUUUUCAGAUGUUGGUAUUUACUGUAAACAAGUUCCUUCUGUUUAAUACUCCUUUUGUAUGUAAGAGGGUGUUCAUAAAAGCCUUAAAUUUUUGGUAACAGGUGUUGGAGUGCAUCUUGGAUUACUUGAAAGAUUAACAUUAAAGUCUCCAUAAACAGCUUGAAUUGGUCAUAACUUAUGCAUUUUCCCUCAGCUGUUAGGUGUUUUCCUGAGGGUUUAUUUAGCAGUCAGCUCAGUUACAUUCUCAAUCUGCUUUCUAAUGUGUUAAAAACCAGUUUCCCUACACAUGCAGCAGACUCAAGCGGUUUUAACUGCAGUAAAAUUUUUGCUUUGCUGUAUGAAAGGUGGAGAGAGGGGAUUCAAAGAACCAGCCCGGGGCUGGGUAAGGAUUGUGUACCAUCUAACAGAGUUUAACAAGGCUACGUGUACCAGCAUGGCAUACAGAGCAGAAAAUUACCACCAUUCUUUGGCGUCACUGUUUACUAUUCACCCCUAAAUAUACAGGUGUCCGUAAGAGUUACUUCAGUUAACAGUCUGGGUGUUGAGGCUGCAGUCUUGUGUACAGCUUGAUUUCAGCUUUUUCUUUUAAAGCUUUUAGCCAGAAAGGCAAAGCUGAGAUAGUUAUUUUCAAUCUGUAAUGAAACUAGGCUUCUACUGUUGCAGUGGUUUUUUGGGUUGUUUUUUUUUUUUUUUCUUAAGGCUAUCCCAGCUUUAAGUGAAUGGAAAGUGCUGUCAGUUCAUUCAGGCAUGUUAUAUCUUUUGCCUUAACUUUGAUUCUUUUAAUAUACUCAUGUUGCUAGUUCCUAUUGAUUUUAUGUUGGGCCUGUUUGAUUUCUUUUGGUUUUGUUGUAAGUAUUUUUUGCACACUUUCUGCAGAUAGUGUGAAAAUAAUUUAGAAGAACUGAGGCACACCAGCCCUUUUUCAGGAUCCUAGUCUUUGAAAUUAAAUUUCAGAGACUGUAAAGAUGCAUUUCAUAGUAGGGAACAAUAGGUGCCAUAGAGCUAAAAUGUAACCAUAGUUCUAAUAAAACUGACAUAGUUCCUUCUUCUUGUAUAUGUUCUCAUUCAUUCUAGGUGGUAUAAUAUGUCUAUCAUUCAGAGAUGCGUUGUGCUUUGAAUUCAAAAUGGAGUGGCUGUUGGAAAUUAACUAUAUGCCUGUCUUCUCCAAAGAAGUUGAAAAACUGUGGGGAUUUUUUUUUGUGCUUUAAAGGAGAGGCGGCACAGUAGCAGACCUAUUAUUCUGUUCAAAUAAAUAUGCUACCUCAGUGCUACAAUUAAACUGCCUGGUCUAGUGUAGUUUCCUAAGUGGGAGGGGAAAGGAGCACAACACAAGAGAUGAAGUUAACAAAUAGAUAACUGAUGUUAUUUUUAUUGUAAAACCAAGCCAAAUGGAUGAUUGUGUGUUUUGCAGUUGUUUUGAUGCACAGUUCUCUUAUAAUGUUAAAAAAAAAAAGGCAUUUUGUUAGGGGGAGAUGUGGUAAAUCUUUAAGACUAGCUAUGAUGUUUGGUGUUACUAAUGCAGGGCAAUGUGAUUUAAAUGCUCUGAGUGCAGUAGUGAUAGUGUUUGGGGAUUAAAAUGGUUUUAAGACUUCCUCUGUUCUGUGGGUCAUGCUCAGCAGAGAAAUACCGAUGAGGUAGUGACCUACAGGGUUGUGAAGUUGGCCAUUAUUUAUGAGCUUCUGCUGUUCUAAGCCAUCUUGUAAAAAUUGUACUUGGAAGUGUAAAGGGUAUUCUGAUGUGGGGCUUACUGAUGGACAAUUGGAUGUGAAGUUGAAGUGUUGUCUUUUGUGUAAAUUUAAACACUUGAUAAAUAGCAUAAAUAAAUUUUUACAUCUGACAAGGCAAUAAAA
Aquila chrysaetos chrysaetos is the source of this 6730-nucleotide messenger RNA. It is a transcript of the gene CEMIP2, whose product is annotated as cell migration inducing hyaluronidase 2. The transcript has 24 exons. NCBI's taxonomy places the organism in Eukaryota, Metazoa, Chordata, Aves, Accipitriformes, Accipitridae. The coding region runs from base 520 to 4665 and encodes 1381 amino acids. The record is from RefSeq and is a predicted model, not a curated record.